AUGGACCUCACGAACUCCCUACAAAAGCUCGCCGGAUACUAUCCGUCCAAGUCACAAAAGUCUCAGGACACGCUAGACAAAGGCAUUACACUGCUCAAGAAUAAUGGUUUCGCAAAGCAGGGCGACGAAGGCUGGGAGUCGCUGGAGAAGUUGACCCUCGCGGCAUUGGACCAGGGAGAUCUUGCGGUGGCGGACCAAUGUCUCCAACUCAUAGUGGAUAAAUUCCCGGGAUCCCCUCGAGGAGAAACGCUUCAAGGAAUCCGGAUGGAGGCUACAGCAUCUCCAGAGGUUGCUUUAAAAUACUACGAUGAGCUACUCGAAGCAGAUCCUGCAAAUGCAACAGCUUGGCGAAGAAAAUCUUCUAUUCUACGACGUAUGGGGAAAAUUGAUUUGGCUGUUCAGGAACUUUCAGCAAUGCUUGAUACAUUCUACGCGGACGUCGACGGCUGGCUCGAACUCGCCGAUAUUUACGCGUCGUGUCAGCAGUACACGUAUGCACUUCAAUCCAUUUCGCAUGCCCUCUUGCUCGCGCCGCAGAAUCCGUUCCACUUUCUUCAUUUUGCAGAAACGGCCUAUUUGGCCAACGACAUCCCGCUAUCGCUGAAGAUGUUUCUAGUUGCUGUGGACAUGACGGACGACGAUGACGGGCCCGUUCCGCCCCAAGAUUCCAUUCCGGCGGGACUGACUCUACGCGCUUGGUAUGGCGUGAAACUGUGCACUCGCCGAUUUGCUACCGAGCCACGUCUCCUCUCAUCCUCAGCGUCACACACGGCCGCUCCGGAUGCUAUCACGCUGUCUAACGUGGAUGAGCUAUCCACGGAACGUCUUCGCACAGCGUACAUGAACAUGAAGGGCGAGUCUGCUCCCAAAGUUGAUGAUGACCUUAUUGUUCAACUGGCUACCAUGAUCCAAUGA
This is a messenger RNA of Fibroporia radiculosa, 915 nucleotides long. RefSeq lists its product as uncharacterized. The record is from RefSeq and is a predicted model, not a curated record. Bases 1 to 915 code for a protein of 304 amino acids. Gene Ontology annotation, biological process: protein folding in endoplasmic reticulum. Gene Ontology annotation, molecular function: protein binding. Gene Ontology annotation, cellular component: EMC complex. Lineage: Eukaryota; Fungi; Basidiomycota; Agaricomycetes; Polyporales; Fibroporiaceae. The transcript is spliced from 6 exons.